Pseudonaja textilis is the source of this 907-nucleotide messenger RNA. Lineage: Eukaryota; Metazoa; Chordata; Lepidosauria; Squamata; Elapidae. The record is from RefSeq and is a predicted model, not a curated record.
AUGCAUUUCAAGAAGACGGGGAUGCUGGUCUCUCUGCGUGAACGAAAUCUUAUCGACUGUUCUGAGGAGAAUGAUGGAUGCGAAAGUGGAUUUAUGCACCUAGCUUUUGACACUGUGCGGAAGGAAGGUGGGAUCAAUUCAGAGAAAAGCUACCCUUAUGACAGACAGAAAGGGAAAGGUUGUCACUAUAAUCCUGAGGAAUCUAUUACCAGAUGUAACUCAAACGGACAGAUCAUGGAGGGGAAUGAAAAAGGCCAGGAGGUUGCAGCCAAGAUUGGUCCAGUUUCUGUUGGAAUUGAUGUUCGGAGUAGCAAGUUCCGCUUCUGUAAGUCAGGAAUAUAUAAAGAAAACUAUGAUGGAGAAAAGCACAUAGGUCAUGCUGUGCUGAUUGUGGGUUAUAACCAUUCCAGCAAGGGCAAUGGCUAUUGGAUUGUAAAGAACAGCUGGUCCACUCUUUGGGGCGAGAAAGGUUACAUGCGCUUAGCCAAAGGAUCAAAUGAAUGCAACAUCGCCGAUGACGCCGUCUUUCCUCUCCCAGAUCCAAAGAAAGGAAUGUAAUUUCUUCUUUCAGCAUAAGGAUUCUUUGAAAUGCAGAGCUAAUAGUUACCAAUGAAUGACCUGCUGCUUCUGAAGUUUCUGGAAGAAAAAAAAAUGCUAAUAAAUGCUUUGGGGCAACGCUACUCAGAUCUUACCUAGCACACGCUGUUCUAUUAUGCACAUGUGUUUGUUAGAGACAUUGGUAUUGCUAUAAAUGUGGCCUAUUUCCCCAGGGAAUGUCAGAAUUCCUGAUGCAUCUAGCACUGUAAAAAAAGGCCAGAAAAUAUGCAUUAUAAAUAUGUAUUAAUUUCAUACACAUCUGGUUCAAGAUACGUUGAGAUGACACUUUUUAUUCGGCGCAGUGCAUAGA